CUUGAUGGGAUUACUUGGAUUGUUUCCACCUUCGGUUGAUCCUGAAUCAUCUAAUUCAAUCAGUGAUCUUGAACUGCAUUUAUCUUUUUUGUCAGUGCCUUUGUGUCUGUUGUGGUCUCUGGUUAUCCCUCAUUCACCAAAAGGCAACUGUUUUUUGUUGUUGUUGUCACUUAAUCAUUCUCUUUUAUUUUUCCUCUACUUUUGCUCCAGAGAUUUCAGCUCCCUCUGCCAUGAUAAUGUUUAUCCAAAUAACAAGACGCUGAGUCAUCUCCAUGGUUGCACUCGAGCCACGAUGCGAGCGUGCGUCUCUCUACUAUGUGUUUGGCAUUUAUUUACCAUCACGUGCGCACACGACUUCCGUGACCUCUGUAUUCACGCGACUCUUUUUCAGUCUUCCUUCAUUCUCUGUUCAUCUUUCCCGGCUUUUGAGAUUGCAGAGAGGAAGCCGGGCAUCCCUGCGUGGCUGGAACCUGAGGACAUGGCUUGAGCGUCAUCAGCUACUUCUUCCCAGCACCACUACUUCUUCAACAGGAAGUCUCACGGUCUCGCCACUUUCCUUAAACAGCCUCGCAAAGAGUGAAACUCCGGAUGGUCUAAAACGCCUGAAGAGCCAGACUGAACUGGGAACCAGCGGAGAAGACCGUGUAUCCAACACGAGGCCAUGGACGGUGUGUCAUGUGUGUUUUAGGCCGGUCCACCUCACACAGAGACCUUUACUGAGGGGAAGGUAGAGCAUCGAGGCUGUUUCAGGUGCAAAGUGUGUCGCAGAAGGAGACAAAGGGACCUCUGAGUUCUCCUCUCUGUGUGCACGGGGACAGAAGGAAGCAGUCGGCCCAAUGUUGGACCCUCCUGUUGCCCUGGGACCCAAGGCCAAAGCCCCGCCCACAGACACCGCUACAGCUUCAGGCAAUUUAUCCAAUCAAAAGAAAUGUUCAUCCAACUCAUCUCACAUCACCAGCCCAACAAGAGAUCGGCCUAGAGUGCAAACCAACCAUCCAUGGAUGAACAUCAUCCACCCCGGACCCUGGACACGACUGCCCCCCGCUCCACCUCUGGUACCCGCUCCUCGAUCCAAAUCGGUCUCCUGGUACAGGCCCCGGGUGCCUCCUCCCAAUCCAUUCGGAGAGGAGGUGGACCAGGACGCUCCGAAAGAGCCUGCCGACCAAACCGAGGCCAGUUCAGGGAAAGGUGGCACUCGGGAAAACACAUCGGGGGACGCGGAUGCUGAGGUUGGUCCAAGUGAAGAAUCUGCUAUUGCAUCUACGUCCGAUGACGUGGCAGCUUCAAGUGAAGCAGCUCGAGAAACGAGUCGACUUGGAUCUGAUUUGGAUGAAACUGGAAACGCGAAAGGUUUCCCACCGGAUGAGACGGCAGCAGCAGCGGGGCUGUGUUCCUCUGCAAGAGAAGCACAGAGUCACAUUUUACCCAGAAGCCUCUCUGUGUCAGCUGUCACCUCUCAAAGCCUCCUUUUGCAUUUUGACUUGGCGGAGGCUGACCAGGUCGUGUCGUGUCAAAGUAAGGUGCAGACGGACCGGAACGCGUCCACAGUAGUGCUGCAGGUGGAGAGGAGGGAGCUGGAGAAACAUCUGGAACAAAAAGGAGUGGAACUGGAGGGGAAUCUGAGAGACCUCAAGAACGGUUCGGCCAUUUGUUGCCGCUGGUUCUGACCCAAAUGAUUGACUAUGUAAUAGUUACAUUACUAUGUCAUUACUGUGACAUUACUAUGUUGAAUGUAUGUUUUUUUUUCUAUGAGGAACAAAUACUAAUGACGUGGUUCUCUCUGAUUCUGAAGCUCAGAGACACAGAGCUGGUUCUUCUAUAAGUAGACUGGACCAGCGCCAGGAUUCUGCUCUAAUUUUCUUUUCUUGAAUUUUACCACCAUUGUUGUUGUUGCUGUUGUUGAUGUUGUGCCUUUUUUAGGACCAAGCAGCAUAAGUUAGAGGGACAGGCAGAGGUGCCAUAAGAAGAAAUACAACUAUACAUCGGGGUUUCAUAGGUAUUUAUGUUGAGAAUUAACAAACUUUUAUAUUUUCUGAUUAGGGAAAGAGGAGAAGAUAUGCUUUAAUAUCAUAUCUAAACUAUUUGUUCAUUCUUUGUUGUGACUUUUCCUCUCAAUGUCUUUCUCUCCUCUCUGCUUGGGAAGAAGGCAGCAAAUGUAGCCUUAGAUUCUCUGAAGCACACAGUACUCGAUAAAACUCUUGUGCAAAAAUAUUUGAAAACGCUGACUCGUGUUCUGCUGCCCAU
Messenger RNA from Pseudoliparis swirei, 2244 nucleotides. RefSeq lists its product as uncharacterized. NCBI's taxonomy places the organism in Eukaryota, Metazoa, Chordata, Actinopteri, Perciformes, Liparidae. The transcript is spliced from 7 exons. The record is from RefSeq and is a predicted model, not a curated record. The coding region runs from base 837 to 1667 and encodes 276 amino acids.